Molecule: messenger RNA, 3046 nt
Organism: Sinocyclocheilus rhinocerous
Lineage: Eukaryota; Metazoa; Chordata; Actinopteri; Cypriniformes; Cyprinidae
Product: protein FAM171A2-like
Exons: 8
Coding region: 143-2683 (846 amino acids)
Source: RefSeq, a predicted model, not a curated record
UGAAAGAAGCGGAGCAGUCGUACUCGGGAAGGGAGUGGGCACCCGUGGCAACCGCACUUUGGAGCAGUCAGUCUUGUGCCAUCCCGCAGCGAAACAUGGAUGAACUGCUACUUACGGAGGAUCUGACGAUGCCGCUGUAAGAAUGCGUCCACCGCACACCUCCCGCUCUUUUUUUCUUUUUAUUGUCCUCUGUAGUGCUUGGAGGACGCUGGCGAAAUCACUGCCGACCCCAGGACCAGUUGAGGUGCUGAUUAAAGUCCAGGUAUUUGACAACAGCGACCUGUCACCAUUAAAGGAAUCCACAGUUCAGGUGUGUGGAAACCAGACGGUCUUAGCAUCCAGCCUUGCAGGAGGAGAUGGGAUUGUCACAGUUACGUUCCUGUACCGGCCAGGAACAUGGGUCAUCGUCACGGCAUCAAAGCACAGAUUUGUCACAAACUCAGCACCCUGGCAAGCCAGUCGCAUCCCACUAUACGCCUCCGUAAGUCUGUACUUACUUCCCCAGAGACCAGCCACUCUCUUGCUGUAUGACAAUGUGGUGCAGUUACUGUUGGGUUCUCCAGGAUCCCGGAGACAGCCAUGGGUACAGCUUCAGAGGAGAGCCAUCCGACCACCCCUAAACAGCUCCCAAAUCACCCUCUCUGCAAGGCUCACCUCUUCCCGUAGUCAGUAUGAGCUUGGGGGCUUUCCUUACCCCCUUGCCUUGGAGAACAACUCUACAGGAACCAACAGUAGCUGGGUGGAGCUAACUGCUCUAGCUGCAAUGUGUGCUCAGCUCACUGGGCCCAACGGCACUGAGGUCCAGGUGUCAGAACCCAUUCACAUCUCCAUCCCCCUUCCUUCUGACUCACCUCUCAAGACUGCCACCAGUGUCCCAGUAUGGAGGUUCGAGGACAGGACAGGUCUAUGGGUCAGAAGUGGUGCUGGAUACAUUAAAAAAGAGGGCACUCAGAUGACAUGGAGUUUUGUGGCUCCAAAUUUAGGAUACUGGCUUGCAGCAUUUCCCUCAACCUCAGGAACAGGUCUGAACACCUCUGGUCUAAGGGACAUCACUACCUAUCACACUAUUUUCCUGCUAGCGAUUCUGGGUGCCAUGGCCCUGCUAGUGCUUAUUCUGCUGUGUUUGCUACUGUACUACUGCAGGAGGCGGUGUCUAAAACCUCGGCAGCAUCGCCGUAAUAUGUACCUCUCAUCUACUCUGGAGAGCUCAAAGAGAGACCAGGGCACAUCCACUUCCCACCUAAAUCUCAUCAGUGGUGGACACAUGGAGACAGCGUCCUCGGCCGCCGACCAUGAUGGCAUCAAAUCUGACCUUUCCUCCAACCGUGAUCUACACAGCUCUCGAGAGGACUUCUUCAGACAUGGCCCCACCCAGAGACAGCACAACUCCAGGAUAAACGCCGACACAAAGCGAGGAGAGAGCUUCCCAUUGAAGACCACUCGCUCCUCAAACACAGGAACUCGAGACCCGCUCCUGCAGGAUGACUAUAGCAAAGGUUACAGCUCUGCUGAGGACUCUGACGAGCGCAGAUAUCAUCACCAUAAUGCUAAAGACAACCAGGGCUAUUCAUCAGACCCACCGUCUCCACCUCCACUUUUGCCACCAUUUACUGGCCACUAUCAGGAUCACAGUCGGGACAGCAUGCCCCCAGGGUAUUAUGCACCGGCAGGGGAUCACCUCAGUCGGCCCAGUUCCGUAAACACCCAGCCUGGCCAGCUGAUCUUCUGUCAUUCUAUGGAGCAGAUGAAGGAGAGCAUGUACCACAGCAUGGUGCCCACGCUGGUCAUCCCUGCACAUUAUAUGCAUCUGUCCUCUGACCUGUCAGCUGUGGAGCAGGCAAUGGAAAGGCAGCAACAGCUGCAGCAUGAUAUGGAGGGCAUCCAGGUUAGCAUGACGCUGCCACGGCAACAGAGUCAACACCAAAAGCAACAACAACAGCAGCAGCAGGCCAGGCAAGAAAAGGAAGAGUCGUCGUCUAGCCAGCAAACAGAGGGACCUUCAGAGGAGAACUGGGGAUCGGAACAGUCCACUGCCCCCGUCCGUAUUCCUGUCCUUUUCAAUGACUCCACCAUUGCACAAAUGAAUGGAGAGCUGCAAGCGAUGACAGAGAAGAAGCUGCUGGAGCUUGGAGUAAAGCCACACCCUCGUGCCUGGUUCGUUUCCCUUGACGGACGUUCAAACUCUCUUGUUAGACACUCCUACAUUGAGCUAAGCAAUGAAGCCUUGCGUGCACCUGUGGGCCCCAGCAAUCUAGCCCAGGACCACUGUACUGAAGCACUCCCCAUGAGUUCAAGGAAAUCGACUCACCGGAAAGUAAAAGAGGAGGGCAGAGUGAAGGAGGGAGGUGAAAGAAAAGCUCAUGGAAAGAUUUAUUCCAAGCUUCCCGUUAUUGAAAGGCCAGACUCAAGUAGCGAGAGCCAUUCAGCUGUGUACUCACCUGAGGAGAACUCCACAGCGCUACUGCUUGACGAGACCUCUGAAUCCAGAGGAGGGACGUUCCCUCGUAAAGGCCACAGUCGGGAUAACGGCACCCGUAGUAGUGCCAGCGAGGUCCACAGAGACUCUGUCACCAGUCCUGAUGAUGUCAAUGAAGCCGACGACAAAGAUGAUGAUGGAGAGAAUAAGAAGAGCCCCUGGCAAAAGCGUGAAGAGAGGCCCCUCAUGGUGUUCAACGUCAAGUAACACAUGCUGUCCAGGACUGGUUAUGGCACCAUCUUGGCUAUACAUUUUGUUCUUAUAUAUGCUUGCUAGUGAUGAAGAUGCAGAGCUGGAAAAGAGUCGGAUGAAAAGCACAAUAAGAGACAUGGCACUUACCUGAGUGAUAGGCCAUAAUUCCAACCAUCAAGACUAGGUACCAAGAAUUAGCGCUGAAUGCCACGUGUAAAGAAGCAUCUGAAGUCCUCACACCCUUUUAGAUGUCCUUCAGAUGGUUUAAACAUCUGAUGUAGUUCUGGCAGCAGUUCAUGAGGCCAGAGGGAGCCAUAACUUUGAAUCUGCACUCUUCUCAAAGAGUUGUCUCGCUUUCCUUAAGUGACACCCAUUUUU